AUGGAGGAUGGCCGAGUGACAAAGGGACUGGCUAGCCGCCUAGGUACUGUGGAAGAAGAGACGACAAAUCUGAGCGAGCAGGUUUUGCAAGAUCAAGAAACGCACUAUUGUGAGACCGUGGAGCAGCUAAAACGUAGUACACAACAAUUGGUGGAAGACAAUGAGUUUUUGUUUGAAGCAGUGCCGCAGGGUGCCGAAAUAGACCCCAAAAACAUUUCUAGCCAUAUUGCGGACCUUUCACAGUUUAUGGAUCGACUGAAAAACACCCAUUUGGAGCAGGAAAUGCUGGACAAUUUUCUGCGGUACACAAUUCCGUCUGGGGACAUCUCGCAGCAAAUAAGCUCGUCGCAAGACGAAAUCUACGUGUCGCUGGAAAAAGACGUGCAACAUCUGCGAGAUGAGGUCAUCACAGAACUGGAUUCCGAGGUUGAACAACUCAGAGCAGAAAUUGGCGAAACGAGCCAAAAAAUAGCAGACCAGCGUGAAGUGGUCAACGAGCUGUGUCUGAAUACUGGAGAGCUUGUAGAUGAGUGCCGCGUGCUUUUGGAAGAGCUCGAAAAAAGUGGUGAUCUGAAUGUUGCAGAGUCUGAAAAAGCUGGCAAUCAUAAUGACGUAAGCGAUGCAGCGUCCCCGGGAGCCACUAUCCAACAGCUGCAGUCUAUCAAGGAAAAAAUUCAAGAAAAGCGUCAUUUGGAACAACAAAUGGGACAUCUAGAGAGCACGAAAACGUCGUUAGGCGCGAUUCUGAGUUCUUCGAGUGAACAGGAUGAGAAGCGUUCUGUGAAGAGCUACAAGGCAUAUCAAGCGCUAAUUGAGUACUGGCAAAGCGAAUUCAUCAACCAGGAUAUUCGAAAUUUGGAAAUAUUUCCUAAAUCCAACAGAUGUCAGUUCACAUAUCAUAAUGUGGAGGUUGUUGUGUCGCUGGGGGAUAUGGGCAUAUCAAAGAUUGAUCUUUAUGGAAGUAGUAUACCGCCUGAAAAUCUAGAAACUGCUCGAAGACAUGCCAACAAAAAGUACUUCCAUGAAACCCCGUUGCACAUUCAGUUCAAUAACGUUUUAAAUAUUAUAAAGGAAAAUGCGACAAGUGUAUAA
This is a messenger RNA of Lachancea meyersii CBS 8951, 1092 nucleotides long. The record is from the annotation of a GenBank genome assembly. NCBI's taxonomy places the organism in Eukaryota, Fungi, Ascomycota, Saccharomycetes, Saccharomycetales, Saccharomycetaceae.